AUGGGGUCGAGGAUUCGGUCUGUUGGGUUCCAUCUUUGGGAAGGACAGUGCACUAAAUCAGUCAAACAGUGUUUUUGGACUCGUGUUUUAUAUACUACAAAUGCUACUUGGUAUGACAGCAAGUGCAGUAGCAGCUCUAAUCCUCAUGACAUCCUCCAUAGUGUCUGUAGUAGGGUCAUUGUACUUGGCAUACAUUCUGUACUUCGUGCUGAAGGAAUUUUGCAUUGUCUGCGUCAUCACAUAUUUGCUGAACUUCAUUCUCUUUAUCAUCAACUACAAACGAUUAGUUUAUUUGAACGAGGCCUGGAAACGGCAACUCCAACCCAAACAGGAAUAACACCUGUUUGAACUUUUGACUGACAGUCUGAAGACCCAACUUCCAUUAAGUUUAUUUUGCAGUAAUUUUUUAUUCUCCAUAUCAGACACUUUCCCUGAGAAUCGUAACUGAAUUUUUAAUUAUAAAUUUUAAGGGGCCCCAGAUAAUUUUAUUUUUUUUGCGUGCUAAUCUUCGAUUUCAAUGUGGUUAUGAAAGAAAGCUCUAAUACAAUCAAAGACAAGCUUUAACUUUACUUUGAAGGAGUUGUAGCCACAGCAAAACCUAGACUCUCUCUUCCCCCUCCACCUGUGAAGUGGGUAACACUCGCUAUAAAAUAUCCUGUACAUAAAUUCAGGUAUAACAAGAUGUGAUCAUGACAUUAAAUAUUCUAGAUUAGCAUCACCAUAUUUAAUGUUGCCAUGUUUACAGUAUGUGUAUUACCUUUUUUUUUUUUAGCUGAUGGACUUAGAUUUGACUAGGACUUAUACUGUAAAUAAAACUAGAACUAUUGGUUCCAUCCCUGGAGAACUCACUGUACAAUCAGUUCUGGUAGCCAAGGAGCUGUCAGAGGGCUCAGCUAACACUCAACUGACACGAUGGAAGAAGUGACCUCUAAAGAGAACACGGAGUUGCUGCGCUCACUCUAGUGCUUUCACAACAAUGAUGGUUGGGGUUUGAUCCAUUUCUUCUUUCUUUUUUUGUCUCCAGUAAUGAAAAUGGAAUUAAAGCUGAAACCUGAAGUAUGUUC
Molecule: messenger RNA, 1064 nt
Organism: Acanthisitta chloris (rifleman)
Lineage: Eukaryota; Metazoa; Chordata; Aves; Passeriformes; Acanthisittidae
Gene: VKORC1L1
Product: vitamin K epoxide reductase complex, subunit 1-like 1
Exons: 2
Biological process (GO): vitamin K metabolic process; peptidyl-glutamic acid carboxylation
Molecular function (GO): vitamin-K-epoxide reductase (warfarin-sensitive) activity
Source: RefSeq, a predicted model, not a curated record